AUGAUGGAACUUGAGCAAGUGCUGGCGCAGAUGCCGCUGCUGCUAUCUUACCCUGCUAUGCUUUUAUCACACGAUUUGAUUCUUACCCCGAAAACGUCCGCGGCAGGGGCCGCCAAGGACCAGCAGAUGACACAGGCUGUCCCGCUGCUGCUGCGGCACCUGGUGGUGCCGCUACUGACGUCGUGCGUCACGGUGUCGGUAACCCAGUACGUCUUGCGCAGCUUUAUGCAGAAAAAGGUACUGACGUUUCUGGUUGUGUUCAUCACACUGGCAUUGAGCUCCUUUCUGGGCCCAAUCCAAGCGUCGGUGCUGUCUGUGAGCUUGCUACAGAUACUGUUGGCGCAGCACGUGUCGCUGCGCUAUUACGUUGUGUUCCCCGGGCUGAGCCUGGCUAUGGACUAUGUUAACGGGGUCUCCUACUAUAAUACUGUGGUUUCAUACUGCGUUAUAUGCGUAUUUCUGCUGCUGCAUAGGAAGUACCGCAACGGCGCAGCGACGCACUUUGCCAAAUACCAAGUACCACGGCUUUUCUUCCUAGUGGUGUCGCUAGUCUCCCUGGUGCUGACUUUUGUAUGGGUUGAUUACGUUGAAACGGUGGACAUCAACUACUCGAUGUUCUUGGUGUUUCUCGGCUGUAUAUUUGUCGCUUUGGUAACAUUCCAGGAUGUGUCUAGAGAAAUUGAAUGCAACGACGGCAGCACUGCCAAAUUCGAGGUCUGGAAGGUCCCAUAUGCGCCAGCGGUGGUCGGAGUUCUGUCGCUAGGAUUACAGGUGCUCUCCUUCAAUAUUAUUUCGGCGACAUUCCAAGGCAACGUGAUUAUGUUUGUCUUCCUGGUGCUGAGUGCAGUUGUACCGCAUACGCUGGAGUUCAGUACUACCUGCUCCCAUGACGCUACGCAGGUUGACAAGCAUUGCGGGUUUGCGCAUGAACAUGAUGACAAUCACGCCCAGACAGAUUCACAAGCUCAUGAAAACUCCAGGUUCGGCGUGAAUGUUACCUACCUCUUGCAACAGCUUGCACUAGAUAAAGAAAACAGGGCUAUUUUCUCUUUCCUUUUGCUGAACUUCACCUUCAUGCUGAUCCAACUACUAUACUCCUUUCGGUCAAGAUCACUCGGCCUCUUAUCGGAUUCCCUGCAUAUGGCUUUAGAUUGUACUUCUCUUUUCCUUGGGCUUUUGGCUGGGGUCCUAUCAAAGAAUCCUGCAACUGACAUGUUUCCUUUUUCUUUAGCUUAUCUGGAGACAUUGGCUGGUUUUACUAACGGAGUUCUGCUAAUUGGUAUCGUCUCGAGUAUUUUCGUCGAGGCUGCAGGAAGAAUACUGCACCCUGUAUCACUUCACGGAACAAAUGAGUUGCUUGUUGUGUCUGUGUUGGGCCUUUUGGUUAACCUUGUCGGCUUGUUCGCUUUCGAUCAUAGCGGGCACGGGCACGACAACGAAAACUUGAAGGGCAUCUUUCUGCAUAUCCUUGCAGACACAUUGGGUUCCGUUGGGGUGAUAGUCUCCACCAUGUUAACAAAGAUGUUUGGAUCGCAGAUAUUCGAUCCUCUCGCCUCGAUUUUCAUAGCUCUGCUGAUAUUACUGAGCUCCAUUCCACUCGUAAAGUCCACCUCAGCCGGAAUGCUGUUGAGACUAAACGACAAAAAUCAUAAUACUGUGAAGGAUGCCCUCACCCAGAUAAUGUCUACACCCGGUGUUACAGGCUACACAACGCCUAGGUUCUGGCCACUAGUAAUGCCAGCCGCGGGCGGACAUUCGCAUGCACAUGGUCAUUCGCACUCGCAUUCGCAUUCGCAUUCGCAUUCACACUCGCAUUCGCAUUCGCAUUCGCAUUCACUACCUUCUACCUCUGAUCAAAAUGAUGCAUGUGGUGGCUCGGCUAAAGACAGAAAGCAGCUAAUUGGAUAUAUCCAUGUUCAGUAUCUCGAAGGUGAAAACUCAACUAUCAUUAAGAAGCGGGUAGAAAAGAUCUUCGAAAAUCUGGGCAUACAGGCUUGGAUUCAAGUAGAACCCAAUGAGUCAAACUGUUGGUGCCGCAUUCCAUCUUCCGUACCGAAGAGUGCUCCGUUGAUGUGA
Messenger RNA from Eremothecium gossypii ATCC 10895, 2076 nucleotides. RefSeq names its product metal cation transporter MSC2 (gene MSC2). Gene Ontology annotation, cellular component: Golgi apparatus; membrane. The record is from RefSeq and is marked provisional. Gene Ontology annotation, biological process: zinc ion transport; intracellular zinc ion homeostasis; transmembrane transport. NCBI's taxonomy places the organism in Eukaryota, Fungi, Ascomycota, Saccharomycetes, Saccharomycetales, Saccharomycetaceae. The transcript has a single exon. Bases 1 to 2076 code for a protein of 691 amino acids. Gene Ontology annotation, molecular function: zinc ion transmembrane transporter activity.